AGAGGACAUUCUAUCUCUGGACCCUGUGGUGUUUGGUUCCUGUAAAAUUAGCCCAGCCCAGGGCUACUUGAUAGUAGACUCAUUACACAGAUCAUGGCGACUAGAAUACAACAGAAGGCUUCCUCUGCUCUCCCAGACUUCCUGCAGUUCAACGACCUGGCGAGCGAAACAGCAGGGGGAAGGGUGAUUUUUGCCACAGAUGAGUGGUUUGCUCCAGCCCAUAAUCUCUUGAAGAGGGACACCCCUGAGUUUAUAGCAUCCGCAUUCACCGAGUUUGGGAAAUGGAUGGAUGGUUGGGAGUCACGCCGGAAGAGAAUUCCAGGGCAUGACUGGUGCAUCAUUGAGCUGGGGGUGCCAGGGGUGGUGUACGGCGUGGACAUCGACACCUCCUUCUUCACAGGAAACUACUCCCCAUCGGCCUCCCUGCAGGCUGCUUGUCUGGAGCGUCCCCCUGCUCUGAGUCUAAAGGGAGAUCGCACUGGCAUGGCAGCCUCUGAGGAGCAGCUCCAACUCGCUGCUAUGCUGAACUCUGAGGUAUGGGAGGAGCUAGUUCCGGUGACACAGCUGGAACCAGGAUAUUCUGACACCUGUCACAACUAUUUCCCGGUGACUUCAUCGAAAAGGGUCACACAUGUCAGACUUAACAUGUUUCCAGACGGGGGUAUCUCUAGGCUGCGAGUGUACGGUGUGGGCCAGAGGGACUGGUCCCUCGUGAGCCCUCAGGAGCAAGUGGACCUGGUGGCUGUGGUCAACGGAGGGGUGUGUCUCGGCUACACCGACGCCCACUUUGGCCACCCACGCAACAUGAUUGGUUUGGGCCGAGCACCCAACAUGGGGGAUGGUUGGGAGACAGCCCGGCGCUUGGACCGACCGGCUGUGCUGAAGAUGGAUGAGCAGGGCAUUCUGCAGGUGCCAGGCUCAGAGUGGGCGGUCUUUAGGCUGGGCCAUCCUGGGGUGAUCAGCAACAUUGAGAUCGACACCAACCACUUCAAAGGUAAUUUCCCAGACUCCUGCAGGCUGGAGGUGUGCAGUCUGACAGGUGAGGAGGAGGAGCAGUGUGUCAGUAAGAAGUGGACAGGGGAGCCCCCUGGUGGCUGGAGAACGCUACUGCCACCGCAGAAGCUCCAGGCCCACCACCGACACAUGUACUCUGGGGAGAGUGUGGUGGGCUGCGGGCAGGUCAGCCACGUGCGCCUGGUCAUUGCUCCGGACGGUGGCGUCAGCCGGCUAAGGCUGUGGGGUCACAUCACCCCUGAACCCUCUGGCCAAUCUGUGAUCCCCCCAAAAACAAAGUCCAAAUUGUGAAGCCUGGCCAUGUCUGUGCAUGACAGCUGUUUCCAGUGGUGGUUUUAGGAAAUCCGAGGCCCUGGGCAAAGAACAAUUUUGAGUAAAUCGUGCAAUGAAUGAAUAAAAAGAAGAAAGUGA
Engraulis encrasicolus (European anchovy) is the source of this 1425-nucleotide messenger RNA. RefSeq names its product allantoicase (gene allc). Bases 94 to 1305 code for a protein of 403 amino acids. Gene Ontology annotation, biological process: allantoin catabolic process. Lineage: Eukaryota; Metazoa; Chordata; Actinopteri; Clupeiformes; Engraulidae. Gene Ontology annotation, molecular function: allantoicase activity. The record is from RefSeq and is a predicted model, not a curated record. The transcript is spliced from 11 exons.